Molecule: messenger RNA, 1652 nt
Organism: Symbiodinium sp. CCMP2456
Lineage: Eukaryota; Dinophyceae; Suessiales; Symbiodiniaceae
Source: the annotation of a GenBank genome assembly
AUGCCCCCAAGUCUCGCCCUGCCACAUCUCGAUGAUGUCGCGUCGCGUGCUGGGUUUGACACUGAGAUGAUCGCUUACCUGUCAGCUAAGGGCAUCACCAAUGCAGGCCUUUUCUUCGCCCCGUUCUUCGAACCCUUGCGUGCAGGAUUCGACUUGGCAGGCAACACAGUCAAGAGGUCAGAUGACGAGAGGCUUAUCCUGGAAGCAGCGACCCGGGUAGCCCUCGACGAGCUGUCGGUGCGACGCUCACAGAUGCUGGCCGCCUCAACCCCAGUCCUGCCGCCCUUCCAGGACGAUAGCCGCACCAAGAUGAUCCUCGACGACUCAGGUACCUUCACCAAGGCCAUGCGCCAUGUGCCGGAGCCCCAAAAGCUGGUCACCCUGUUAGAUGCCGUGGAGGCGAUCAAGUGGGGCCUCAUGUUCUCCCGUUGGUGUGACGAGCACGAUGCCAGUUUGUGGGCUGAGUUUUGGCAGAAGUUGUGUAGAGACUACCCCAAUAAAUUCCCCCAAACUGGGGCUUUCUUCGAUAAAGCGUUCCUUCAUGUUAGCCUGCAGAUGAGGGCCAACAAGUCCUUCCACGAGGUGCUGACGUGGCCCAAGCAAGACGAGCUGAACAGACCAGCCCCGUUCGACAGCUCCGAGCCCAGGCAGCACGUGUUUCUGGUGGAGAACGUGGUGACCACGGCAGCUUUACAAGCAGAGCUCGACUCUCUCCUUGAUACGACCUCGUUCGUGGUCGACGCGGCCUCCUUCGGCCUUACCUCCAGGACGGAAAACAACGACACCUUGCAGCAGUGGGCAGCAGCCUCCCGGCAGUACCCACCCCACCAGUACCGUCCGCAGGCACUGGUCAGGGUACACGGCAAGUGGCAGACCCCCGACGCAGCAACGAGAGAGUGGAUCCAAGGUUUCCCACAAGGAAUCACCUCCCCGUCAGACGAGAGGAUUUCCGAGCACUCCCGUUGUAAGAUGCUGGGAAACUCAUGGCACCUCCCUUCGGCCCGCUUCCUCUUGUUCGUACUGCUGGCCAGUUGCAACGUCAUUCCGGUGACGGCGGGACCGGUACCAGAAUGGUACCAACCGACAGCCGCACUACCGUGGAGCUCGAACCUUAACCCGUUAGGACCGUCCGAAGACACCCAGCAGCACCUGCAGUGGGCACUUGCCCUCGACGCCAGCAAGCUGCAUUUCUCUCAGAACAACCCUGUCCUCGAAUGGGCACUCCAGUCAGGUCAUGCCUUAGGUCCAGAUUUGAGCCGCUGGAGGAAAGAGCUUGUGCAGGACGUCGCCCUCCUUAGAGAAGAACUCCAGUUCGAACAGGACUACUGGCUCGCGUCAGCUCCACAACACGUGCAACAGGUCUGCCGACAAGGAGGCAACCAGUUCGUGCUGCAGCCCCUCGUAGUCCUACACCUUCUUACCCUGUUCGAGUUUCCGGGCACCAAGGAAGUCGCUGAAGAACUCCAGUUCGGUGUUAAAGUUUUGGGUCCACUCACGCCAGGUACAGGCUGGGAUGCCAGGAGGCCGUCUGAGCAUACUGCGACGAUGCUGGCCGAGAUCUCUAAGGUAGCAGCCGACUCAGACGCGCGCGCUGCACGCGCCUUCCCGGUAGUGCAGCAGGACAAGGUGAGACGCGCCGACGACUGGCGCAG